GGCACGUGUCGGGAGGGCGGUUAUGGAGAGCUUUGUCUACCCGCCCUACAGCCUGUACCAGGGUUACCGCGGGCCCAUGGCGCCGGGCUGCGGCGGCGGCCCCAAGCCGAGACAGCCGAGCUGGAAGCAGAGCAAGGGCAGCGGCGCCUACCUGGGCGCGCCGCCCGCCGAGCCCUUGCCCCUGGGCGGCGCCGACUGCGCGGACAGCUACCGGCGCGCCCAGCUGAAGGCGCUGCUGUCGCAGUUCCUGGAGCAGAAAUACGGCUACUUCCACUGCAAGGACUGCAAAACCCGCUGGGAGAGCGCCUACGUCUGGUGCAUUUCUGGGAGUAAUAAGGUUUACUUCAAGCAGCUCUGUCGGAAAUGCCAGCAGGGCUUCAAUCCUUACAAAGUGGAAGCCAUCCAGUGCCAGACCUGUUCAAAGACUCAUUGCUCCUGCCCACAGAAGAAAAGACACAUUGACCUCAAGAGACCCCACCGCCAAGAACUGUGUGGCCGCUGCAAAGGCAAGAGAUUAUCCUGUGACAAUACUUACAGCUUUAAAUACAUUGUCUGAUCCCAUGGCCUGACUCUCUUACCUUGAGUCUUCUUGUAUUUUGCACUCUGCACUUUUGUCAGUUUUUGUACUAUGGAUUUGACUUUAGGCUUUUGACCUGGCAUUGGAUAUUGGAUUAAAGACUUUCUUUUUGUUUUAGUAUGAUUUAUAACACUAAUUUAUAAUUCUACAGUAUUAAUUAGAAGUCAAUCUCAAUAAAACUUUGCACUUGGUA
This is a messenger RNA of Alligator mississippiensis (American alligator), 770 nucleotides long. It is a transcript of the gene ZAR1L, whose product is annotated as zygote arrest 1 like. Lineage: Eukaryota; Metazoa; Chordata; Crocodylia; Alligatoridae. Gene Ontology annotation, biological process: translation. Bases 23 to 556 code for a protein of 177 amino acids. Gene Ontology annotation, cellular component: cytoplasm. The transcript is spliced from 4 exons. The record is from RefSeq and is a predicted model, not a curated record. Gene Ontology annotation, molecular function: mRNA base-pairing post-transcriptional repressor activity.